AUAUUCACUCAACUCACAUGUUAACUGCAAUGUUGUGUUGGAGUCGGCGCCAUGUUACAUUAAAUUUAAAAAAAAACUUUCUGCUCUGUGUCUGCUGUGUCUUGUCUUUGGUUGUCUUUCGGUUAUUUGAAGCAGAACUCUCAGAAAUGAAUUUUUCUACCCUCUACAUUACCCUUUUGGCUUUUAGUUUCACCCAAGCAGAUUGGUGUAACGAUGACAAAAUUGUCAUUAACACUGAUGCCAAAGUUUGCGAAGUCAGUGAAAACUUUUUAAGUGUAGCAAUUGAUACUCAUUUUAUCUUCAAACGUAACUUAAAUAAUUUACUAAACAGUUUUGGUUUUAUGAACAUGCUCAAGGGCUUAAAACCUGCAUAUCUUCGAAUUGGAGGAACUGCGGCUGAUCUUGUUACAUUCGAUGAUAAGACGAAUGUCAACCGACAUGGCAUUGAUGAUUAUCAAUCAUCUCUAAUGAAUAGAAACAGCUGGGAUUAUGAUGACAGUAGUUGUCUGAAAAAGAGAUGGGAUGACCUGCAUUUGUCUCGUGAAAAAUGGCUGUCAAUCAACACUCUUGCUAGUGAAGCAGGAUUACACCUAUUAUUUGACCUGAAUGUUCUUAAACGUCUACCGUCUGGAAAAUGGGAUCCAGACAAUGCUAGCAGGUUGAUACGCUUUUCCCAAGUAAACAAUCUAACAUUGGAUUGGCAGCUUGGGAAUGAGCCCAACUCAUUUUGUCAUGUUUUUGGACAAGAAGUGACACCUAUUCAGCUUGCAAGAGACUAUGAUACUCUUUCAAUAAUUUUAAAAAAGUUUCCCAUUUACCAGAAAUCCAAACUUUUAGGUCCGGACAUUACUGCACCAAGAGGUCCUAAGAGAAGACAGUUGUCAACACUUACCUAUCUUGAUAAGUUUUUGUCUAAGGCCAAGAACAUAGUAUCUGCAGCAACAUGGCAUCAGUAUUACAUUAGUGGAAGAAAUGCAACUUUAGAGGAGUUCAUGAGCCCAUCUAUCAUGGAUGUUCUUAAUAGAGAAAUUGGAGAUAUUAAGGCUGUGGUUACCAAAAAUACUAACAACCGUUUCCCAAUAUGGAUAAGUGAAACUGCCUCUGCUUUUGGUGGUGGGGCUCCAGCAUUGUCAAAUCGUUUUGUUAGUGGUUUCAUGUGGCUUGAUAAGUUAGGCCUGGCUGCCUUAAACAAUAUAUCUGUUGUAGUGAGACAAUCAUUUAUUGGUGGCCACUAUGGUCUCCUGGAUGAGAAAACGUUGCAGCCAAAUACGGCUUUCUGGGUUUCAUACAUCUACAAGAAGAUUGUUGGAACAGGUGUUCUCAAAUUAAAAACAUCUUGUGAAAAUCCAUCUAUAAGAUUGUAUGCUCAUUGCCACAAAGAAAGUGGGCUUGAGAAAAAAUCUUUUGUGAUAUUUGGUAUGAACCUGGGGUUAUCAGAUUACAAGGGAGUUAUACAUGUAAAUAAUAAUACAUAUACUUCUGAAAAUUUUGAUGUGGAGAAAUAUAUAUUGAUGGCUGCUGAUGGCCAUCUUAAUUCAAGGGGUGUCAAAUUAAAUGGACUUGUACUAGAAUUGAGUAGUUCUCAGGAACUCCCUAUUCUGCAAGCUAUUCAGAUGAAAACUAAUUCUAUCAUUCUGCCACCAAAGUCACUAGGAUUUUUUGUUGUAAAAAAUAUAGAUAUGUCAGGUUGUGACUACCCUUUCUAAACAACUUUUCUCUUCACGAGACUCCCCAUUUUAGACCCCCUUCUUUAGGGUCCAUUCCCUAUUUUCUAGCAGAGCAGUAAGCACAGGCUUUUGACACAGUAUCAUUAAUUCAUUGUGUAACUCAUCAGCAGUGUGUGUUCCGGUGCAUUAGAAAGGGUUGACCUGCCGAUGUAGAGUGUCCACCCAUCCUCCCGACCUGCGCUUAAACCUGCAUGAGGCUCCUGUCUCCAAUGCUCACACCCAGGCUCGGCUUGGAGAGGUGGCCAGUUCCCUAGUGCUUAUGUGCCUAACAAAGACAACCGGUAAGCAAAGCCAAGCCGCUUUGCCAGAAUAGGCAAUGAACACUAACAAAUAUGGAUUGAAAAUAUGUUAACCUUUUUGAAAUAUCUAAUAAUACUUGCUUUACUACCCAAUAGACAGUUCCGGCUCUGCUUGUUUCGAGAAGAAGUAAGGGAAUAAGGACUGGAACCAGUGCGAGAAGUUUGCUGGUUUUUCUCAUUGGAAAGUGCAUCUCACAGAAAUGGCCUAGAGUAACUCCCUAACAUCAAGACUCAUUUGCAUUGGUUUUAGCGGUUUUAGCUGUUAUUUCAGAAGAACUAGUUUCGGACGUGAUAUGCUUAGUUCUUCUUUAAGUGGGCACAGCCGCACAGCCGGAAUCAUCUAUUUUAAUAAUCAGCCUCUUAAGAUCAAAUGAAAUAAUAGUUUUUUGUUUCUUUCAAACACCUACUUUUAUCUUUCUAAAAUACAGUGUAUAUUUACACAAAAACAGAAUGUUCAAAUAUUGUUCUUAGAGUUGGCCAAUUAAUUCUCUUAACCAUGAGCUGUCUUACUCUAAAACACAUAUACAGUAUAUAUUACUCAGGGGGGAUGCAACAAGUUAUGGGAAAGAGUCAGUAACUCUUGUCUACUCACUCCACAUUUCUUCUCGUAUGUAAUGUUGCUUGUCUGAGUUGGGGAAAAUAUUGUUUCUUGAAUCAGGAGGAUUCAGUUCAUUUUAGUUCAGGCACAUUGCACAAUGGCACUCUGGCAUUUAGACCCAAGACCAUAGUUAUUAAACUUCAACUUUAAGGCCAUAUUCAUCAUUUGGGUUAAAAUUCCCCCCCAAAGUAAAGGACAAGAAGAAGUCUAUCUUGCCAACAUCAAAACAUAAUCAAAAUUUUAUAUAAAACAAAAUGGUUUAUUUAUUUAGAUCAAAAUAUUGAAAGAAAACUCUGCGCUUCCUCCCUGCUUAUUGAAGUAUUGGUGGACUUAAAAGUAAGAUAUGCCGGCCCAGAUGAACUCAAGAUGUUUUUACCGUUAAGUUGUUGACCCAGCAGAAAAAGAAGAAAAAAUGUAAAAGAAAGAAACUACUGCAAUUUAAUAACUUUGUGCAUGCUUUUGUUAAUUAUAUUGUGUUGUGUAAUGUCAAUAAAUUGAACACAGUCAAAAAACCA
Molecule: messenger RNA, 3139 nt
Organism: Frankliniella occidentalis (western flower thrips)
Lineage: Eukaryota; Metazoa; Arthropoda; Insecta; Thysanoptera; Thripidae
Product: hyaluronoglucuronidase-like
Exons: 9
Coding region: 18-1706 (562 amino acids)
Cellular component (GO): membrane; extracellular matrix
Molecular function (GO): hydrolase activity, acting on glycosyl bonds
Source: RefSeq, a predicted model, not a curated record